AGCGAAAAUAACCGGAUCGGAAACACUGUUUAAAAUAGCUCGCAAUCCUCCACGGAAUUUCACAAACAAGCUUCAUCUGGGUUCAAGUGGGUUUGUUCCAAAACCCAAGAACCGAAGAGAGAUUUCCAGCUCCCCACACACACACACACAUACAUGCAGUAUUUAUGCAAUAGGUUUUGGGAUACAGUCGGAUAUCCUGUGUGGGUGUUUUACUCUACAUCGUUUUGCAUACCUAGGCGAAAUAUAUAAACGUUUCACCAUACGUCCCCGUGCCUUGCCAUUUAAUUAGAUCCCCGGGGUGCGGGUCUGUUUGGCACCGUGUCUGCGUGCAAGCGAAACCGGCUGGGUUUUUUGCUCCCGGAGCCCUGGCCGCGGUCCUCGCGCGAAUUCACUUCUGCACCGGCGGCGCGGGAAGAAAAUCGAGCCCGCAGUCCAGCUGCUGCUGUUGGGGUAAAGUGUUCUGCAAGACUCGGACAGACGACAAAUCUAAGCGUUGCAGCCGCCGACAAGCAGAGUGUAAUGUUUUGGUCGAUGCGCGAGUCGCUGUGGGAAUGAGACUGCGUGGCAGGGAUUUGGAGGAUUCCACUGUCUCCUGGAUACCAAGCGUCCUGGGUGUGCAGAGCGUCAGGCUCCGCCUUCGCCUUGAUCGCCGUGACGACAGGGGGAGGGGCUUUUGGCAACUGGUUGACCUGGGAGAGGAAGCGCAGAGUGGGCAGCGGAUACGUGAUAGGACACCUCCUACUUGUUCACAAAGUCUCAUGAGUAUUCCUGCUGCUGCUUCAGUUCAGUCAGGGGGUGGAGAGAUGCAAUCACCUGGGGCCAUUAGCCCCUCCUUCCUCCCGCCCCCAAGUGGAAAAGUUCCAGGUCGCAAGAGGGGUCGCCCACCCCUGAAGAGGCACCCGGAAUAUCAGAGUCGCUACCCAGAAUCCCUCCCACCCAUUAAAGUGCCUAAGAAAAGAGGGAGGAAGCCUGGCUUUAAGCUGAAGUCCCGCUUGAUGACACCCCUGGCUAUCUCUCCUCCCAGCAGCACUCCAGAACCAGACAUGAGCUCAAUCCCCCAGGACGCUGCUACUAUCCCCCACUCAGCCACCCCACAGGUCCUCACAGUGUGUAUCUACGUGAAUAAGCAGGUGAACACGGGUCCUAACCUGGACAGGCAGAAGGUGCUGCAACUGCCGGAUCACUUGGGUCCCGCCAGGCCCUCUGUGGUGUUGCAGCAGGCGGUACAGGGCUGCAUUGACAGCGCGUUUCAACAGAAAUCCGUCUUCACCUUGCUUACAGAGGGCUACGGAGGAGAAAAGAUCUCAGCCACCUUUGAUGGUAAACAGCAUCUGUUGAGUUUGCCAGUGGUCAACAGUGUAGGUUAUGUUCUGCGCUUCCUCAAGAAGUUGUGCCGAAGCCUGAUGUGUGAGAACCUCUUCAGUGACCAGCCCAUCGCUCCUUCAUCGUCCCCCUCCUCCUCUUCCUCAUUCCACACUGAAAAGCACUCAGACGGACAGCCCAAGUCAACAGACUCAAUGGUGGAUGAUUACCAUGGCGAUUCAAUUGACCCCAAGCGCUAUUCUGUUGACCCCAGCGACUCUGCCUUUGGAGCGAUGUCCUCACCUUACACGGCGAGUAAACCUACGUAUGGUUUUCGUUCUGGCCCCGCCUACUCUGGAGGCGUGUGCAGGCAGGCAGCCAGUCCCAGCACAUUCCAGGAAGGAAACAGAAGUGCCUACAGCCCAUCCCCAGAGGGAGGGGAGGCGAAGCCCCCACCCAGUAAGGAUCCCUCCAGGUGGAGUGUGGAUGAGGUGGUGUGGUUUAUCAAAGAUGCAGACCCUCAAGCACUGGGCCCUCACGUGGAUCUCUUUAGAAAACAUGAGAUUGAUGGGGAUGCUCUUCUUCUCCUGAAGAGUGACAUGAUCAUGAAGUACCUGGGACUCAAACUGGGCCCGGCUCUCAAGCUCUGCUACCACAUCGACAAGCUAAAACAGAACAAGUUCUGACCGGUCUCCGCACCUUUUAAACACACACACACACAAACACAGAUGGAUUCACUCACAGUAUUUACUCUCACUCACAUUUGUUGUAGUACAGGACGUUUUUGUCCCCCAUUCUUUGGCCAUUCAAGGACAAGCACCAGAACAUUUUUUUUUUACUCGUGUGGUUUGUCUGCCUGUGUAUUGGGACAUUUCACUGACCAGAACAUUUCCUUGUUUUUGGAAAUUUUAAGUGUUUUAUUGAUUACUUGAUAUCUGAACACUGCUCUAAUCAAAAGGCAAGUCAUCUCAGCUGCUUUCUGGGAUUUGAGUUUUUUGUCCUCAAGCGAGAGUGCAGAUGAAUUUUAUCUGUAAAUCAUGCUUCUUCAAAUGGACGGAGCUGUAACAAACCUAUUAGGUCACAGACAGGCUUUUUUACAAAGCCGUGGACUGUGACUAAAACCCUGUGAACUUCAGCCACCUGCUGGUGAAAAGGAGUCACUGCAACUCUGUGACACUUUACCACAGUUGUAACCAGGAACCAUUCAGCUUUUUAUUUUUUAGAGAGCUACUUUGAAGGCCUAUAACCUAGGAGAUCAGUUACUAACAGAAUUCAGCAUUGGGCUUUUGACUGAACAGAUACAAUACGCACACAGUCUUGGCAGGGUACAACUAUGAUGAACAGUUACACUUUGCAACCAGCAAAUAACAGGCACAAAUGCAACUCUAUUCAGCAAUGGACCGGUCGUGUCUUUGGAAAGCCACCCAGCCAACCAGAGUCAGAACAAAACAGGAUACACUACAAAGAAGUUACUGCUACAAUAAAACGCUGCAUUACAAACAUAGUAAUGCACACCAGGUGCUGUUUCUCAACCAGCAAGUCAAGUUGAACUAAAAACAACUAAACUGGUAUUAUACGUUUCAUACUGUGGACCAAAUACACUGCAAUUCUCAUCAGUCCCAAAAUUUCUUUUUGGAGCAGAGGCCUCAUAUUGGAAACUGCUCUGAUACUACACAAAUGUCAGCUUGUGAUUUACUUACAAAAUAUGUAGCACUAUACAAUAAGGUUCAGUUGAUUCAAUACAAUGGGUAUCAUGAACUAACAUUUAUCUAGGUUAAUGAUAAUUUCUACAUACUACUGUUCAAAAUAAAUUAAUUCUUUUAUUCAGCAAGGAUGCAUUUAACAAUAACAGUAAACUGAUAGUAACAUUAUUACAAAAAAAUUAUAUUUCAUAUAAAAUAAAUAAAUUAAAAUAAAUUUGAGUAACUUUCUAUUCAUCAAAGAAUCCUGAAAAAGGGUCAUUGUUUCCACAAAAAUAUUAAGCAGCACA
This is a messenger RNA of Megalobrama amblycephala (Wuchang bream), 3292 nucleotides long. It is a transcript of the gene scml4, whose product is annotated as Scm polycomb group protein like 4. The record is from RefSeq and is a predicted model, not a curated record. Bases 552 to 1988 code for a protein of 478 amino acids. Gene Ontology annotation, molecular function: protein binding. The transcript is spliced from 9 exons. NCBI's taxonomy places the organism in Eukaryota, Metazoa, Chordata, Actinopteri, Cypriniformes, Xenocyprididae.